Molecule: messenger RNA, 373 nt
Organism: Heterobasidion irregulare TC 32-1
Lineage: Eukaryota; Fungi; Basidiomycota; Agaricomycetes; Russulales; Bondarzewiaceae
Exons: 1
Coding region: 73-282 (69 amino acids)
Source: RefSeq, a predicted model, not a curated record
GUGCUGCGAGGAGCUCGAUUUUGAACCUCUCAUACCAUUUGCAACUCCGGUGCAACAAUAGUAAGGCAGCCCAUGAAGUUAUGUUAUGUCCGUAUGUAUAUAGUCCAAUUAAGCGCCCGAGCAGCUGUGCGUCACCAAACACCAAACACCGAACACACGACGUCGAACACCACGACGCCGAAACUGCGAAAAUCCAAUGCCGGAACCGAGUCCCUGUCCCUCCCUCCUUCGUGCGAAUUCUCUCUACCUAAUCCACCUCUCCCCCCUCCAUCCACGCACUAACGCACCUCCACGCACCUCCCGGCUCCCCCGUAGCCGCCCGCCGCCGCCGCGCGCUCAAUGCAUCCCAUGCCGCAUGACCGCGAGCCCGGAC